Molecule: messenger RNA, 1287 nt
Organism: Octopus sinensis (East Asian common octopus)
Lineage: Eukaryota; Metazoa; Mollusca; Cephalopoda; Octopoda; Octopodidae
Product: esterase OVCA2
Exons: 8
Coding region: 152-856 (234 amino acids)
Biological process (GO): response to retinoic acid
Cellular component (GO): cytoplasm; nucleus
Source: RefSeq, a predicted model, not a curated record
UGUAUGUUUAAUCAGCUCAAAAGAAAAUGUGUUAUUAUGUCAUUAGAUUUGUCGUAAAAAAAAAAAUCCUCAGACCCUCUGGACGGUGAAGAGAAGAGACUCAACCUCCUAUAAAUAAUCAACCCACACGCUACAGUUCUUCAGACCUUGCAUGAUGUUCCCCUUGGUGUCGGUGUCACCUCUGAAAAUUAUGAUGUUAUGCAUCCAUGGUUACAGACAAAAUGCUCAGUUAUUCAGAGAGAAAACAGGCUCUUUCAGAAAACUUCUCAAAAAUAAAGUAGAAUUUGUAUUUGUCAGUGCUCCUAACAAAAUUCCUGUGAAUACAGAUGAUGGUGAACAUGAAGGUAAAGACAUCAAAGAUAUUGAUGAAAGAGGUUGGUGGUUUUCAAGAGAAGACAAAUAUUUCCAUGCUCAAGAAGAAACAAAUUGUUGUAUUGGUUAUGAACAAUCAAUAGAAAUGAUUAAAAACGUCUUGAAAGAACAGGGACCAUUUGAUGGAUUAUUUGGAUUUAGCCAGGGUGCUUCUUUAGUAUCACUCUUAUGUGGAUUAAGAGAACAAAAUCCUGAUGGAGACCUGAAAUUUUCAUUUGCAAUUAUGGUUGCUUCUUUUAAAAGUAAGAGUUUACAACAUCAGUCAUUGUAUGAACAAAAAGUUACCAUUCCAACACUGCAUGUUUUUGGAGAAACAGACCGUGUCAUUCCAAAGAGUAUGAGUGAAGAACUUUUAGAAAAUUACACUAACUGUACAAUACUUCAGCAUGCUGGUGGCCAUUAUGUUCCAUCGACGUCCUUAGAAAAGAAGGCUUAUAUUCAGUUUAUUGAGCAGCAAGCUAAAGUGAAAGAACUUGAAAACUGACAGAUUUGUUGUGAACAUUAUAUUUUGAAAUUAAUAAUUAAAAUUUCUGUUACAAAAUAAAAAAAAAAAUUGUUGUCUUACAGUUUGAAAAUUCAUGAAAAUUUAAAUUUGUAUUUACAUACCCAUGCACCUACAGUAUGGAAGUGAAAUCUGAAAAACAGGAACUGAAAAUUUUUCCGAGAUCUUUUUACUCCUUUUAGUUUUUAUAAUUUUCUUUUUGAACAACUUUUUUUGUUAUCUCGGGUGUUGAUUUGCUAAAUUUUCAUGAAUUGUUGCUGUAAAUAGUUAUUUUCCUGAAUACCAGGUUUCAGUAUUUCGUCGGUGCCAGUUUACUUCAUUUAAGUCUCUGAUGCCUUUGAAAGAAACAAGAUCAUCAUACACUUUAAUUCUUCUUCCUUAUGGAGCUGCAACAUUGUGAUUACAUAAUGUAA